This is a messenger RNA of Symbiodinium natans, 705 nucleotides long. The record is from the annotation of a GenBank genome assembly. NCBI's taxonomy places the organism in Eukaryota, Dinophyceae, Suessiales, Symbiodiniaceae.
AUGCGAAAGAUUGAGGCCUGGCACGGCUUUCUGGAGACGAUGAAUUCAUGGUUGGCCUUGCAAGACAAGGCCUAUGUGAACGAGAUUCGCCUCUGCAUCAGUGUCAAGGACGAGAUCCGACAGGACCUUUUGCCUCCUGACACUGCAGCUCGGUCGGCGAAGUUGUUUGAGUUUGGCAAAGUGGGAGCGCUAGGAGAAGCGGCUUCGGCCUGCGAGUACCCGACGCCUCCCAUCUCGAGCGACGAGGCAGUUCGCACCUUGCACCUGAACUACUCCAUUGUGUCUCGAAUGGAAGCCGUCUACGUGAGAGACGGAUGUGCGACGUGCCGACUGCAGCGAACCGUGGAAUGGACGGCAAGCUUUGCGACCAUUGCGGCAAGCAUGGUCAUGUGGCAAAGGAUUGUUGGUUUCGACAGCGUGAUGCUGGUUAGAAAGGCGGCAAGCAGCAAAGGAGAGUCGAAGAGUGGAAAGGGCACCGGUGGCCCUAAAGGACAAAGGUCGCCCACUCCGAAGGGCACGCCUCGCUCUCCGACGCCGAAGGGAAGGCCCAACUCCAAGGGAGAGAAGGGUGAAAAGGGAGAGAAAGGCAAGGACAAGGGCAAGAAAAAGAAGAACCGCGCCCGGGCUAUGGGAGAACCAGAGUCCGAGGCAGAAGCAUCGCCGACACAGACUGUGAUGGCAAUGCGGUUUGCCCAGCAAGGCUGA